CAUACCUACGCCUCAACCUUGCUGUCAACUGUAAAGCGAAUCGUCCACAAAUACACAAACAAGAAGUAUGAGCAGUGAACACAAGAACGGCGCAGGGGCACAUGAUGAAGAAGAGGAUGACUACAUGAACAUGUCCUUUGACGACCCAGCACCUGUAAAAGAGACAUCCAUACAGCGGGUACAGCGAUUGAAGCGUGAAUCGCGAGCACGCGGUAUCAUCAAGUCGAAAGAGCAAAUCGCAGAGGAAGAAGAAGCCGCACGUGAAAAGGCUCUCUCAACCUCAAUGCUUGACGAUGCCAAGGCGAAAAAGAGCAAAGGACUCGCCAUGAUGGCCAAGAUGGGGUUCACAGGCGGUGGCCUAGGAAAGAAGACAGAAGAUGGGGCUGCUCCUGGGCGCACAGAGCCUAUCAAGGUCAGCGUGAAGGACGACCGUGGAGGUAUUGGGUUGGAUAAUGAAAAGAAACGAAAAGUCAGAGAAGCAGCUGAAGAGAGGGACAUCAAGGCUGUUAAAAUGGACCCAGACGAGUAUCGAGAGCGAGUGAGAAGAGAGCGCGAGGAUGCAAGGCUUGAGAGGCAGUUCUUUGCAGCCCAGCGCACGGCGGAGAGGAUGGACGAUGAAAAGACAGAAGUUUAUUGCCCUGAUGCUUCACUGCCAGAUUCUGAAAGUGAAAAGGAAAAGUCAAGACCGAUAUCAUCCCGCCCUCUCAAGUCAAUACCGAUUAUUUAUCGCGGACUAGUCAGGCACAGAGAAGAAGUAGAACGCGACCGUCGUAUGCGCUACGAUCUUGAGCAAUCACUAUCGCGACUACCAACAUACGAAGACGAUCAGGAAGAUGCAGACGACAAAAGAGCACUCGGGAAGGGACACACCUUGUAUGCUACGGCUGAAGAUCUUGACGAAGAAGACGAGGAGUUGGACCAGUUCAAUGAGCUAGAGAUCGGGGAUCGGUUGAAGAGCGUGUUGGAGUAUCUAAGAGAGAAGCACCAGUAUUGCUUCUGGUGCAAAAUGGUCUAUCCUGAUGCUGAGAUGGAGGGUUGUCCAGGUUUGACCGAGCAGGACCAUGAUUAAUUGAGACAGUGUCGUGCGAGUCAUGACUAUUUUAUGUCAAGGCAGAUAGACACUUCGUUUUAAUUUAACCGAUAUUGACAUACUAGGAAAGCUUCAAGACACCCUUAUAUAUAUAUAUAUAUAUAUACCACAAAGGCUACUUGCACCUGGUUACUUGCU
Molecule: messenger RNA, 1228 nt
Organism: Fusarium verticillioides 7600
Lineage: Eukaryota; Fungi; Ascomycota; Sordariomycetes; Hypocreales; Nectriaceae
Exons: 1
Coding region: 68-1069 (333 amino acids)
Cellular component (GO): kinetochore
Molecular function (GO): nucleic acid binding
Source: RefSeq, a predicted model, not a curated record